AUGGAUGCUAGAGGAACUAAACGAGAAAUGAUGGACGAUCAUCAUCAGAUAAUCGGCAACCAAGUUGUUGACCCUAGACAUCUUGUCCAAGACCAACAGGAUUUAACUAAUGAACAUGCUCAGGUUGAAAACUGGGCACAUCCUGGUAUUAUGAGUAAUUCAGAAGAUGUAAAAAGGAUUGUACUAGAAAUUCAUAGGCAUAUGUUGAGUGAAUAUCAUAGAUCUCGACAAAAACUCUUGAUCGAAGUUACAGAGAAGCUUCAUGAAGAGUUUUUAGCUGAAGAAGAGAAAACACGAGGAGAAUUGGUUCAACAAUUCAAAGAGGAACUAGAAAGCACAAAAGAAGAGUUGGACAAGAAGUAUAGAGAAUCACUCAAAUAUGAACUAGCACAGUUAGAAGAACGCCAUCGAAAAGAGAUGAUGAAUGUUAAACGACAGCAGUGGUGUUAUCAAUGUGAAAAAGAGGUGACCCUUUGUACUCGAAGAUUCAGUACUUGGUUCUUCCAUUUCAGGCAAUAUAUCCAUGUUGUUGGAAUACUGCAUACUGUGGUGUUGAUUGUCAACAGCAACAUUGGCCGCAACAUAAAAAAUAUUGUAAAAGAAAGAAAGGAGGUGCUCGCUAAAUUGGCAGUCUCGAUUGUAUACAUCCGUGAUAUACCUUUCAAUUGGUAUUAUGUCUUCUAUCUUUCCCUCCAUGACAGAACUUCUUCUAAGAAUUUACACUGA
Auanema sp. JU1783 is the source of this 726-nucleotide messenger RNA. The record is from the annotation of a GenBank genome assembly. Lineage: Eukaryota; Metazoa; Nematoda; Chromadorea; Rhabditida; Rhabditidae.